Molecule: messenger RNA, 3121 nt
Organism: Menidia menidia (Atlantic silverside)
Lineage: Eukaryota; Metazoa; Chordata; Actinopteri; Atheriniformes; Atherinopsidae
Source: the annotation of a GenBank genome assembly
UCCUAGAGUCUAUGAGAACGUCGGUUCCCGUAGCCUACUCGGUGUUGCUGGUUAGGCUUUCUCAGCUUCUCAGUUAGGAGAGAGCCUUUUUCGGGGCGAAGGGAUAGCGGAGCUUCCCCGGACCGCCCAGCCCCAGUCAGCCUUCGUAAACCGACACCCGUUUGCCACCUUUUACCCCUUCUCUCUCUCUCUAAAUGCGGUUGUUGGAGGCGUUCGUUCAGUUAUCUUUGGAUAUGAAGAACAAACAUAGCCAACACCCGCAGAAAUCGGUGCCCGAUCAAGUCGACGUGCCCAGCUUCGACGUCUCCCUUCAACAGCUCAACGACCUGCUGACGGACGAAAGCGGUUUUUACAACUGGCCGACCAAACACUUUCAUGAGGUUUACCCGAGGAUCUACGUCGGCAACGCAUUUGUGGCGACAAAUACGAUGCGCCUCAAGCGCCUGGGCAUCACGCACGUCCUGAAUGCGGCGGAGGGAAACUCCUUUAUGCACGUCAACACCAACAGCGAGUUCUACUCCGACACAGGAAUCACCUACCACGGUGUGCCGGCCAGCGACACUGACCACUUCGACAUCAGCAUUUACUUUGAGGAGGCGGCAGAGUUUAUCGAGAAGGCCCUGGCAUACAAGAAUGGAAAAGGAAAAGUGUACGUUCACUGCAGGGAAGGUUACAGCCGGUCCCCGACCCUGGUCAUUGCAUACCUGAUGCUUCGCCAAAAAAUGGAUGUCCACUCAGCUCUGGCCAUGGUAAGACGGAAAAGAGAGAUUGGACCCAACGAUGGCUUUCUUCGACAGCUCUGCGGGCUAAACCUGAGGUUGGCAGCUGAAGGGAAUUUCUUGAACAAAUGAACAACGGAGAUAGACUGUAACAGAGAACAAAGUGCUCACACUUGGCGUAAUUUUUGUGCAUCUACAGCUUGAACAAAUCACAGGUCUGUAAAGAAACAUUCUUGGAAAAAAGUAGAAAAAAGAGUGUGAAAUUUAAAAAAAGAAAUGUCAUAACUUAAUCAUUUAACUUAAUUUUACAGCUAAUUUAGGUAAAUGCACUUUAUCUCGUACAUCCUAUGACCAAGUAAAAUCUGUGAAAAAUGUGCUCUACCAAAUAAUUGAGCAGGAAGUUAAAGGCUUAAGUGUGAAAUAUGUUUCCAGUUACAAUUUUUCAAACGUGACUCUCUGAGCUAAAUUUAAUUAUUUUUGUAUGGCAUUGCAAGCCUCAGGAACCUUAUCUUUAAAUUGGUUUGGUUUCAUUUUGUGCUGAAAACCCUAAAAACCCAAAUGAUGAUUUUCUAUUAAAAAGGCCCAUAAAAAAUGUUACAUUAUAAGCCCCCCAGUAGCCCUUAAAUCAAUAGACAGAAAGGUUGAAUAGCAGCUAAUGAUCCUCCCUAUAGUAGAGAGCACUGAAAAUAUGUGGUAUUAUGUCUAUAAUAUAAUUUGUAAAGUCUCACACUCUACAUUUACUACAUAUAUUUAAAUACAGUAUUUAUGGGUCACUCCACCAAAUGGGUCCUAUUUGUUUGUUGCAUAUCUCCAAAUUAAAUACAUUUUAAAUAUAUAUUUCAGCACUGAAUCUAAUAUCAAACAUAUGUAACUAUUCAAAAUGUACAUUGGUCAUUCUAAAUUGACUUUAACUGACUCUUUUACCAAGUCUUUAAGCCAAGGUUUAUUGAAUUUUAUCAGUCUUUUUAACAACAUUCGUAGGAGGCAAGUUUUACAGCAAAUAUUUAUUUCUUUGUUCACCAGUCAAUAAAGUGAUUAUUUUAGUAGAAUGGCCAAUAAGAUGUUCUAAUACUUAAUAUUUGUUACCAAAAAAAUGCCUUUGUAUACACAGAAGAUACAUUUUUCCUAAUCAUCCAAAGGUACAUUUAAAAAGACCAAGCUCAAGUUAAAUGUAUUAUCAUUUAACAUAUCAAAUAGUUUAAUAAAUGAUGGACCUAAAGAAAAAUUCCAAAUAUAAAUGGUAGGUCAACAUAAAAAUAGAUAACUGCCACUAUCAAUGUCCUUCAAAAGCUGUCUCGUUUCUCCUCCCCCUUCCUGGCAUUAGCAUUCCCACUCUCCUGUAGACACUGCCAACUAUUUUAGUCCCAGCUUCUUGCGGAGGAAGAUAAACUGGAAAGUGUGAUUUUUCUAUAAAGACUCAGACUUGUUUUUAGCCUAAGAACACUUGUCUUCUGUGUGUAAGUGAAUUGCACUCAAAUCAAGAAGAAUGCCUGAAAAGGAUUUCUUAUUAAUGUGUUUCUUGAGAUAUAUACUUUAUUUGUAUUGAUAAAUAUCAUUGGUCAUUAUUUGAAUAGCAGAAAAGACAAAUAACAGUCUGAAAAGAAUUAGAUUGGAUAUUCAGCUGGAAAGUCAAACUUUUGCUGCUUUAACCAAGCUUAGUAAAAUAGCAGCUUAGUUUACUUAGUUUUAGCUUAACUUUUCUAGCAUAGAAUGAAGAAAAUUUAAAGUAAAAUGCUUAAAUAAAGCAAGAGUUAUAUUGAAAGUUGUUUUGACAAUACACAUGUUAAAAUAGUUAAUAUGGUGUUAAGAAUGGCACGUGUGGUUAUUUAGCUGUGAGCUUAACCCUUAAUCUCUUUUUUUUUGCACUAAGAUAACUCCUCAAAGCAGUCAGAUCAUCAUUUUGAUUAUUUUCAAGAACAAACUUGAUGAAAAGAGAUGUUCUUUUUCCACUCUACAUUUUUACAUGUAGGUAUAGCACUGCCAGUAUGUUACAGACUUCAAAAGUGAGAAGGUAACAUCUUAGUGGUCAAUUUUUGCACAUUAGUAUGUUUACAAGUAUGUAUUUUCUUGUGAGUUUAAAUGCACCUUUUAUGUUUAACUGCAGCAUGCUCUGUAAUAUGUGUUUGAACCAAAGUGUUGCUUAUUGCCCUUAGUAGACCCAGCUGAUCUGUCUAUAAAUAGAGCAUUUUAGUCACAAUGCAUCAUUGUUCCUGUGAGCACUUGUGAGUCAUCUUGUGCGUUACUUAGCAGGAUGAGAUGCAGCCUGAUCGGUCAUGUCAGUAGGCUUUCAUUGAGUCUCACAGAUUGUGACACCGCUGUGAAAAAGUGCACUUUAUCUAAUGACACUCUGGAUUGUGGUUCUCCUGUUUUCAUACAUUCAGUAAUAAAUAAAAUGAAAAAGG